ACCCCAGAAAGCUAGAAGUGUGGACAGACAGGAGAGAGGAGAGAAGAGAGAAAAUUCAGACACAAUAAAACUCCGAUUGGGGAGGGGGGAGAGAAAAAUAUGUAGGAGGAGGAAGGAGCCGCGGCCUGGGGAAAGGAUUGGAAAAGUUUCGCCUGGUUUAACUUCUCUCCUUCCUUCCCCCCCCUCCCCCCUUUCCAAGCAACAGAAAGAGCAGCAGCCAAGAGCACAAGCUAAACAAGCAGAAGGGGUCAUGGCACGCUUAACGAAACGACGGCAAGCAGAUACAAAAGCUAUCCAGCAUCUUUGGGCGGCAAUAGAAAUCAUUCGGAAUCAGAAGCAAAUUGCUAACAUUGACCGUAUAACAAAGUACAUGUCUCGGGUUCAUGGUAUGCACCCCAAAGAGACCACACGUCAACUUAGUUUAGCUGUGAAAGACGGCCUUGUUGUUGAAACCCUGACAGUGGGGUGUAAGGGAUCAAAAGCCGGUAUUGAGCAAGAAGGAUACUGGCUGCCUGGAGAUGAGAUUGCCUACAGUAUGCAGCCUUUCUCCCGGACAACAGCAAAAAUCAAGGACUGGGAGACAGAAACUCAUGACUGGUAUUGUUUUGAAUGCCAUUUGCCUGGAGAGGUGUUGAUAUGUGACCUGUGUUUUCGUGUGUAUCAUUCCAAGUGUUUAUCUGAUGAGUUCAGGCUUAGAGACAGCAGUAGUCACUGGCAAUGCCCAGUUUGCAGGAGCAUUAAGAAGAAGAACACAAGCAAGCAAGAGAUGAGUACGUAUUUGCGCUUCAUUGUCUCCCGCAUGAAGGAACGAGCUAUCGAUCUAAACAAGAAAGGCAAGGACAACAAACACCCCAUGUAUCGUCGACUGGUGCACACGGCUGUCGAUGUUCCAACUAUUCAAGAGAAAGUAAAUGAAGGAAAGUACAGGAGUUACGAGGAGUUCAAAGCAGAUGCUCAGCUUCUUCUACACAACACGGUUAUUUUUUAUGGAGCUGACAGCGAGCAAGCGGAUAUAGCCAGGAUGCUUUACAAAGAUACCUGCCACGAGCUGGAUGAGCUUCAGCUUUGCAAGAAUUGUUUUUAUUUAUCAAAUGCACGUCCUGACAAUUGGUUCUGCUAUCCUUGCAUACCCAAUCACGAGCUAGUUUGGGCUAAAAUGAAAGGUUUUGGAUUCUGGCCUGCCAAAGUCAUGCAGAAAGAAGACAAUCAGGUUGACGUUCGCUUUUUCGGCCAUCACCACCAAAGGGCCUGGAUCCCUUCCGAAAACAUCCAGGACAUCACAGUUAACAUACAUCGGCUGCAUGUGAAGCGCAGCAUGGGCUGGAAGAAAGCAUGUGAUGAGCUAGAACUGCACCAGCGCUUCCUUCGGGAUGGCAGAUUCUGGAAAUCAAAGAAUGAGGACAAAGGAGAGGAGGAAGCAGAAUCUAGCAUUUCUUCCACCAGUAAUGAACAGCUGAAGGUUACCCAGGAGCCAAGAGCAAAGAAAGGAAGACGUAAUCAAAGCGUGGAACCCAAAAAGGAAGAGCCAGAGCCUGAAACCGAAGCCGUGAGUUCAAGCCAGGAGAUUCCCACAAUGCCUCAGCCCAUAGAAAAGGUUUCAGUCUCAACCCAGACCAAGAAGUUAAGUGCCUCUUCUCCAAAAAUGCUGCACCGGAGCACCCAGACCAAUAGUGACGGAGUGUGUCAGAACAUGUGCCAUGACAAGUACACCAAAAUCUUCAGCGACUUCAAAGAAAGGAUCAAGGCAGAUCACAAGAGGGAAACGGAGAGGGUUGUGCGGGAAGCUCUCGAGAAGCUGCGUACUGACAUGGAAGAAGAAAAAAGGCAGGCAGUGAACAAAGCUGUUGCGAACAUGCAGACUGAAUGCGACCGAAAGACGAAGCAGGUCAAGGAGAAGUGCAAAGAGGAGUUUUUAGAAGAAAUCAAGAAGCUAGCCAGCCAGCACAAACAGCUGAUUUCCCAGACCAAGAAGAAGCAGUGGUGCUACAACUGUGAGGAGGAGGCGAUGUACCACUGCUGCUGGAACACCUCCUACUGCUCCAUCAAAUGCCAGCAGGAACACUGGCACGCUGAGCACAAGCGCACCUGCCGCAGGAAAAGAUGAACGCCUGCUCGUUUCCAUUGAAAAGAAGGAAGAAUCACCCCGGUUUAUUGCUCUUUUCUGAUGCAGCAGGUCUCUUUUUGUUUCCAAGGGGGCCAGAAUUGUUUGGAAUUCACUCUCCUCACCCCCACCCCUUCCUUUUUUUGCACCGGCCUUUUAAACACUUUUUUCAUAAAAAAAGAACUUUUUGCACAGUUUUAAACUUCAGUCUCGCGUUUUGACGCUCCUUUCAAAUGGUUGUCAAAUCCCUUCCCCCGCCCCACCCCCGUUCUUUUUACUUCUGUUUUUUUUUUGUCUGUAAGGUGGUCUGAAUAUCAGCUGGAGCACAUUACUUUCGGGGUGUGUGUGUGUGUGUGAAAUUUAAAAUCCUAGAAAAUACGUUGCGCUUUCAGCAAAUAAAAUGAAAUAAAAAUAAAAUGAAAGCUUUUAGGUUUCAUAGAGAAACAGAAAUAUAAUGACAGGAACAUUUUAAAAUAGAGAUCUGAAUGUAAGAGGAAUAAAAUUGUUUAGAACAGAAAUUUUAAAAAAGCAUACUACCUUUGAUGUAUAACACCUGUUAAUCACCUGAGCUGGUUUUUGUUCAGCUUAAUUUACUGUUUAAAGGCGUUAUCUGUUGGUUUGAACCAGUGGGUAUAUAUGAUUGAAUUUUGGGAACAGGGUUGACACUUGCAGGUGCUACUCCUGCCUGUUUUUUCUUACACUUCCCCCCCCUCCCCGUCCCCAAGUUCGUGUUUGUUUCAUUCAUUCCCUCCCCACAAUGUAUACCUUUUAUAACAGAAUAUUAGCUUUGAUCUUUUAGCUUAAAAAAAUCACAGGGGACUUGGGGUAGCCUUUUGCUGAGCUGGAUCUUAGAAGAAGAAAAAAUAUUUAAAUUUUUGCACAUUUCAUCCUUUUCCUAACAUAAAAUACUUGUAAAAAAAAAGGAAGCCAAAAAAAAACCUAAACAAAGGAAAGGGAAAUAUAUAUAUAUAUAUAUCUCCAGUUUUACAUUUAGUUCUACACGGAGCUGUGAAGAUGAGGCAUAAGAAGAAAAAUGGCUUGAAAAUUCGUCCCCUUCCUCCUCCCUACAGUUUCCCACCACACCAAACGUUCUUUGCCCGCUAAUCUACAUUACUUAUUCGAUAGUAAAUUAAUUGAAAUUGUGAAGGGCGGGAGAAAGCACUUAAGUUCCACAGAAGCAGUUAUGUUUGUAUGAAUUGGUCAAUCCCAUCUCUAUACUUAGAAUGAAGAAUAAUGCAUGUUACUUUUCCUGUAUUAAAGAUGCUGUGAUUUGUUUAAAAAAAAGUCUGUCUUUCUGCGGAAUGUCUGGAUAAAGAAGCGUAACCAAUAGGAAUGGAUCGAUAGUUGAAAACUGAAUUCCCACCCGCCCCCCCUUUCCCAUCCCUUUCCGCCUUCCUUUUGGUUUAUUUUAUGUAUAGGUAUAUAUACAUAUAUAUUAUAUAUAUAUAAAUUGCAUCCAUGUUCAGAGACAAUUUUUAAUAAUAGGUGUAAAGUUUUAUUUAACCAACUUUUCUUUUAAAGUGUCUCAGCAUUUAGGUUCUUUAAAAAAAAAACGGCAUGGUCUUAGACUCAACUAAUGCCCAGUAAUCACCUAGCUUUUUUUAAAAAGUUAGACAAAUAAUUUGUAAAUAUUUAUUUAGACUUUGGAUAUUUAUUGAAAGCGAUUACACAAUGGAACAAUGCGAGUGGAAGUAAGGAGAGGAAAAAUUUGUUUUUUUAAAGGAGGUUUUUCCUGGUUCCAUCAGGGUCAACCUAAAGAUGAAGCUCCUAUUCCGUUUUCUGCGGUUUGCCGAUGAAAUCCAGACCAUACGCAAACCGCAGUGUAAGAACGGACUUCGAAACAACCACAUAAUUUCUAGCAUGAGGUUAGUGUGAAUUUAAAUUGGACACUGUCGUCACAAAACAGUCGCCUCUUCGCCUUCGCCCUGAUCUAGAGUUCUUUGCACACGCUUGUGCAGGCUUUUGAGUCUCGCAUGCCACGCUGCCCUGUUUGUUCAGGUGAAUGGAACACAUUCACCCUAUGCAGAGACAAAAGUAGAUGCAUCUGCUUCCUCCACUGAAAUGGAGGAAGAAGUUCUUGUGGGCAGGAGAAUUCGAUCUCAGCACUGGAACUCUUGUUACUCAACGAUGUCUCAGUUGGGUUAUCUCUUGAUCUAUAUCCUUACCUAAGGUUUUGUUGGCUUUAUGUCGUGACAGUAAAGGAAACCACCAAGCAACAAAGGAAUGCCUAAACUUUUUGUAAAAUUCUUUUUUUUUCCAAUUUCCCAAAAGAACUUCGGUCCAGCCCUAUAUAUAGAAAAAAAAAAGCAAGUUUUUGUGGAAACUUUUUUUGGUGUAAAAUCAUUCCAGGAUAUAUAUAAUAUUUAACUGAUAGCUGCAUGAAAGUAAGAUUUGUGUUCUUUUGGCUUUUUUUCCUGUCUCUGUUUGACACGGUUGCACAUUUUCAAGUUACUACAGCGUGAAAAAUUCUGUGUGUUUUUUUUUAUAAAAAAAAAACCAACAAAAGAACAACAAAAAGAUUUUGUGGCCUGGUUUUGUAUAAGUUUUAGGGGGAAAUAUUGUUUUAGGAAUCCUGAUUUAAAGAUUUUUUUUUCCUGCAAAUCAUAAAGCUAUAUUCAAGUGUUGAGCUUUUAGCCACUAUGCACAUUGUAAUUUACUCAUUGUGGCUGUCCAGUUCUAUGAUGCAUUCUGGCAUUUUGUAAGCUGCUCUGACUAGCAAUAUAUAGAGUCAUUAAAUGUGUUAACAUUGGUUAAUAAAUGUAUUUGAAAAGGCAA
Messenger RNA from Heteronotia binoei (common prickly gecko), 4876 nucleotides. RefSeq names its product zinc finger MYND-type containing 11 (gene ZMYND11). The coding region runs from base 251 to 2104 and encodes 617 amino acids. Gene Ontology annotation, molecular function: transcription corepressor activity; DNA binding; protein binding. The transcript has 16 exons. Lineage: Eukaryota; Metazoa; Chordata; Lepidosauria; Squamata; Gekkonidae. The record is from RefSeq and is a predicted model, not a curated record. Gene Ontology annotation, biological process: regulation of transcription elongation by RNA polymerase II.